Molecule: messenger RNA, 669 nt
Organism: Cuscuta epithymum
Lineage: Eukaryota; Viridiplantae; Streptophyta; Magnoliopsida; Solanales; Convolvulaceae
Source: the annotation of a GenBank genome assembly
CACCAGGUCACUCCCUUCCUUCUCUCUCGUCACUCAUCCUCACUCCCCUCCCCUUCCUCUCUCUUUUCUUUCUUCUUUCUCAUGUACGCCAUUUUUUUGUUCUUCUUUUUUCUUCUUCCUAUUUUUUGGCCACAUAAAUAAAAGCUUAUGCUCUUGUUUUUCCCUCGAGCAAAUUUACUACCUUGCCAUCUUCCUUAGAUCUGCUACUUUGAUGAUUUUUUUUCUUGAAAUUGAGUUCGUGUUGGGCGUUCGAAGGAUAAUCAAAGACAAAAAGUUCUGCAUCCGGAAAGAAUGGAAGCUCGGGUUUAAAUUCGGGCCAGAUUUCAAUCCUAGAUUUCAAAACCAGGGUGGUAGGAUGGCCACCCAUAAAAGCCAACUAAAAGCCAAAUGAUGAACAAGAUGGAGCCGUGAGUUCAAUUAUGCAAAAAAAAGGAAAAUGAAGUAUGAGAAUUGCAAGGGGGAUUCUCCUAAAUGCCUGGGAUUUGUCAAGAAUGUGGGUGGACUUCCAAUUGGAAGAAAGGUGGAUCUAAAUGCUCACUACAUGUCUGGAAUUUCACUUGUUGCAAAAACCACUGUUGGUUGCUUCAUCUCGAGUCUCGACUUGCAGAGUUGGAUAAGAGGAUAAAUGCAAUAUUGUGCUAUUAAUUUUUGUAAUUAGUUAUAUUGUGA